Recurvomyces mirabilis is the source of this 1695-nucleotide messenger RNA. RefSeq lists its product as uncharacterized. The coding region runs from base 1 to 1695 and encodes 564 amino acids. The record is from RefSeq and is a predicted model, not a curated record. The transcript has 2 exons. Lineage: Eukaryota; Fungi; Ascomycota; Dothideomycetes; Mycosphaerellales; Teratosphaeriaceae.
AUGUCUGGUCGUAGCCCGAGAGAUCGAUUGUCCAAAUUAUUCCACAAACGCCAGGCUUCGGAGGCGAAGACUGACGACAAUGGCGCCUCAGCGUCACCGCCCGCCUCUCCCAGUGCGGCAGCUGGACGAUCAUCUGGUGUCCGUCGCGUAAGCUCGCGUAGAUCAAUACGUGACCUAGUACAUAGCAAGGGUCAUGGACAAUCUAAGCGAAAUUCUGUCGUGGUCGACGACGGCACAACGACAAGCACACAGGUGGGUGCUCAAGCAGCCGCGACCAAAGCUAUGUAUCCGGACGAGGACAUAGUUCGCCUUCCCAGCGUGACGCACCAGAGCGACUUAUCUGCCGACCUUCAACAAUUCACCAACGCUGACGCUCAGAGGGCGAUGGGUGAGGAGGCGUAUAGCGAGGACGUUGCGGAUCGCAACAUGAAGCGCAAGCCUGUGAGCAUUCCUGUGAGGCAGAGGGCGGGACCAGAGCAGCUUAAUGGAGCGGAUGGCACUGGUAUUCCACCAACAGCCUCAAGAGACCAACGAUAUUCUGAGGACAUGGCCACUUCCACUGGUGCUCGCAAUCAGCCAAUCUCUGGUUCCGCACGUGACCUACCUCAGCCAUUGAAAGUGAAUAAAAGAGCACCUGCUGCAAACGCCGUAGACAGCUUUGGAGCUCCAGUUUCACCUGUCACUUCAAAUGAAAGUCGGUCUCUCUCGCACAAGCCGGAUGUCACAGACCUACGACAGUCCUCUGACGCAGUUCGCCCGAGUGGAGGGAUUGUGAGCUCGUACAAUCCGAAAACGAGCGUGGAUUCCGAGCGCCGAAGAAUCAAGCGCACGAGCCUUGACAAGCCUCUGCCGUCGAGGCCAUCAGAUGAGUAUGCGGACGAGUUUCAGAACGAUCGAGUAAUCAGGCAGGAGAGAGGAACGGUGGGGGCUCUUCCAAGCCAAGUCCAACGUGGAUCACAGUUAGCCGACAAGGGAGUCGAUCUCAAGGGUGUGGUUGAUCUGUCCAACACGCAAGACACGACUUUGCACGAGAAGUGGGCGACAGCCGUGACGCACGAGACCAUCAUUCGAGACGUCCACGAGAUCUUCCACGAAGAGACUACACGCGAGAUUCACGAACACCACAUCUUCCAUCGUGUGCUGCCAAUCAUCGAUAUCGAGGUCCUGCCAGCGAGACACUUCAUCCCUGUCUCUGGAGGUUACGCCGAGAUUGCCGAAGAUGAGGUACCAGGCCAGACAGGCAGGAAUGCUCAAUGGCUGAUUGCGGAGACUGUCUCCAAGAUGCUGCCAAAGGGCACUCACAAGAUCGUGCCGGAGCAUUUCACCGCAAGGAAGUUCCAAGGGGCAGAUGGCGAGUCGAAGGAGUACAUCACGCCCGAAGGCUUCAAGCGAACGGAGCAGUGGUGGGUGCAUCCGCCUACUUUCUACGAGCCAGGAGCCGUCACAAGCGGUCAAACCUAUCCGUUCUACAUCGGCUCGCCGGAUCCGAGAGACGAUGGCAUACGAGCGAAAUUGCCUGGAGGCAACGUGGUGGGUCUCUCGCCAACACUGGCUGAGCAGAGACGCAAGCAGAUGGCUAUGGGAAGUUCUGCGGGAGAAUUUACGGACGUACCCCCGCCAGUGCCAACGCACAAGAUCUUUCCUGCCGACCUUGUCGAUUCUGCAAGAGCUGGUCCGGCCAAGGGACGGCGUUGA